UCUUGCUUCUGUGGAAACGGCAGGAGUUCACAGCAGGAGUUCAGAAGCGAAAGUUCUGAGCUGUGAGUCUCUGUGAGUGUAGCCGCAGUCAUGCCGUCUUUGCCAGUGCGCGUCGCAGUGGUAUGCUUGAGCAACCAGAACCGGAGCAUGGAGGCGCACAACAUCCUCAGCAAAAGAGGAUUCAGCGUCCGGUCCUUUGGAACAGGAACAAAUGUGAUGCUUCCAGGACCAGCACGUGACAGGCCAAACGUCUAUGAUUUCAGAACCACGUAUGAGGAGAUGUACAAAGACCUCCUUAGGAAAGACAAAGAAUACUAUAUGCAGAUUGGCAUUUUACAGAUGCUGGAAAGAAAUAAGACUAUUAAGCCCAGGCCGGAGAGGUUCCAGGAGUGCACAGAUCCGUUUGACCUCAUCUUCACCUGUGAAGAGCGAGUGUAUGACCAGGUGGUGGAAGAUCUGAAUUCCAGGGAGCAGGAGACCUGCCAGCCUGUGCAUGUGGUCAACGUGGACAUCCUGGACACCCACAAGGAGGCCACCCUGGGAGCGUUCCUCAUCUACGACCUGUGCCAGUCCAUCCAGCGCAUGGAGGACAUGGAGAACGGGAUCGACAAGCUGCUGCAGGAGUUCGAGGGAAAGUACGGCAGGAGCUUCCUGCACACCGUCUGCUUCUACUGAGCCCAGCCUUAUGUCCAUCCCACCGCUUGCUUGAAGCCAUUUUCUUGACUUUCCUUUUGGUAGUACUUUUUGCUUCCUGAUACUUGCUUGGAUCCUUAGUUAUUCUGCCAGUGGACGUUAGCAAUAUCCAGUAAACGGUACUGUAUGCAGUGAGAAGAUACGGAAAUACCAGAUCACAAACAAACGUUUUUCCCGUCCCACUUUACCUUAUGAGUACAAUCUUGACUGUAGUUUUUUUUUUUUUUUUCGUUAACCGAAAAAGAGAAAACGGUUGAUAGACAUUUCC
Cervus elaphus (red deer) is the source of this 961-nucleotide messenger RNA. RefSeq names its product RNA polymerase II subunit A C-terminal domain phosphatase SSU72-like. Bases 91 to 675 code for a protein of 194 amino acids. NCBI's taxonomy places the organism in Eukaryota, Metazoa, Chordata, Mammalia, Artiodactyla, Cervidae. Gene Ontology annotation, cellular component: nucleus; mRNA cleavage and polyadenylation specificity factor complex. The record is from RefSeq and is a predicted model, not a curated record. The transcript has a single exon. Gene Ontology annotation, biological process: termination of RNA polymerase II transcription. Gene Ontology annotation, molecular function: RNA polymerase II CTD heptapeptide repeat phosphatase activity.